Messenger RNA from Diachasmimorpha longicaudata, 5062 nucleotides. RefSeq lists its product as uncharacterized. Bases 53 to 1294 code for a protein of 413 amino acids. Gene Ontology annotation, molecular function: odorant binding; olfactory receptor activity. Lineage: Eukaryota; Metazoa; Arthropoda; Insecta; Hymenoptera; Braconidae. Gene Ontology annotation, cellular component: plasma membrane. The record is from RefSeq and is a predicted model, not a curated record. Gene Ontology annotation, biological process: detection of chemical stimulus involved in sensory perception of smell; sensory perception of smell. The transcript has 7 exons.
UGUUGCUGUUCUCGCCUUACAAAGCAACAGCAAUGUAGUGGCCAGUUCGGAAAUGGCUCGUGCACCGCUCUCUCCUAAAUCAUACCUCCAAUUCAAUUUCAACUAUUUAACGUUUAGUGGUUUAUGGAAUCCAUAUAAUGAUCAUCGAAAAUGGCUGUAUAUGAUUUACUGUACCGUGAUGGUAUUUAGCAUUGAAAUUAUACGAAUACACGGAUACAUGAUCCAUGCUUGGUCAGUGCACUAUGAUUUUGAGCGUUUUACGUUAUCGGCAUUUCUGGCGUUGGCUUUCACAUGUGGCUGUAUAAAAAAUAUCAACCUUCUAUGGCAUCGGUCCGAUAUCAAAUUCCUCGCCACUGCUCUUAUGUGGGAAAGGGGUCGCCCAUGCUCCAAAGAAACUGCCAUUUACAGAGAUAAAAUCAUACCAGAAGUCAUCAAACAGUCCAACUUAUUCGCCAUGAUAUGGAUACUAGACGCAUUAUUCUGCGGUUUAUUUUUCUACUCAGAGUGUUGGAAUGAGCAUCGAAGGACACUCGAUCAUAUCUUAAUCGGUUAUACGUGCUUGAGACGGAUUGUUGAGAGAUGGAAUUUUUGGAUAUUACUGGUGAUAGAUUAUUUAAUGUUCACGAUCAUGUCUUUCACUGUUCUAGCCAACGACUGCUUAGUCAUGUCCCUAACGUUUCAUCUUUCAACUCAAUUGAAAAUUCUCAACUUUCGCCUGAGAAAAUGUUUUAAGAGCUAUAGAGAUUCUGCUUGCAAUGAAAUAUCAGCCAAUGUGGAAUCAAAUGAUUUGCAUUUCAGUCAAAUUGACGUCGAACAGUUACAUUCAACUCCCAAUCAAGAAUUGAUAUAUUGCACUCAACAUUAUCAACUGAUUGUCCAAAUGGUGGAAGUAAUGCAGAAGGUCUAUGGAAUCAUUCUCUUUCCUCAAUUAGCUUCAAGUGCAAUAAUGAUAUCCCUCACUGGAAUCCACUUAUUUGUUACAAAAACAGCCAGCAUUGGCCACCCCGUUCUUGCUGGACAAAUAAUUUUGGCGCUGUUGAGCAUUAUGUUUCAAUUGGUCGUUUACUGCUGGGGUGGGAGUAUGAUUAUCUGUGAAAGUGAACUCAUCAGCUCAGCAGCAUACAAAUCAAAGUGGUAUCAGGGUGAUAGGGAAUUUCAGAGGAACAUGCAAAUUUUUUCAGCAAUGACUCGAAAACCACUAUAUCUCAGUGCUUUUGGUGUUUUUCAACUUUCACUACCAACUCUAAAAAAUGUAAAGAAAAUUCAAAGAGAUGCUGUGAACGGUAAUCAUUAAAUCUUAUUCAGCGAUGGCGUUACUGAAGAGAGCUAACGAAUGAAUACAGGAUUCUGGCUAUGAUAAUGGGUUUUUUCCACAUCAUGUAUGUAAACGAGUUCUGAAUUCAAAUUGAUAUUCAGAAUAAAAAAUGAUAUCUAAGUGAUCUCCACUCAGAGAGAAAGAUAAUGAUGGACAUGAAGAAUGUUAAUAAAUCCUUAAUCUAGCCCUGGCAUCUUGUCUAUUUGUUGCAAAAUAAUGAAAAAUGUACCUGUGUCGUAUGACCGGAAUGAUGACAUCAUACAUUAGUCACUUUCACAACAAAUAACGGGCGGGGGAGGGGCGGUGUUCGUUUAUUCUCAAAUGUAAGAAAUGCGUGCCGUCAAUGAAAUACUAGAGAAGGUAAAGUUCUAUGAAAAAUGACGUGGAGAUUUUGAAAACAGUGAUUAGACAUAGACUAAUUUUAAACACUUUUUUCAAUUAUCACGUCAACGCAACGGAAUCACAAUUUCACUUAUCAGCCCUGAGAGGGCUCUGCUUAACGGAUUUUCUAGUCUUUCCAAGAAAAAUCGAGCGGUUUAGGUAUGCAAUACAAGACUAUCGGUUAAGUAAGACGUAAUUGUUUGUGACGUACAACAUGGUUUUCGGACAAAUCUACGAACCUCCUUACCGACAUCGGUGGCCAAAGGGUUUAGGAGCGAGCCUGGUGUGCGAGAGGUGGGGCGUUCAAAUCCCAGCGGGUGCGAAUUUUUCACAAUUUGAGGCUCCGAUGAGUGGGAAACUCUCGAUAGGCAGAUCGCCCGUACCGGAUAAGUUUCUUUCUGUGGUGUCCUAUACCCACCUCUAUGUUAUAUGAGCGUGUGAAUGCAGUGUAGUAUAGACAUCAAUGUCCACAGUCGCAUGUAUAGGGAUUUGGUACGGCUAAUUACCAGCUAGAGGGCAGCAAGGGCCGGAAUAUACAGAAAAAAUCAAUUCAUUAACCCCGUGCAGGGUCUCUUUACUCUUGGGAAAAUCCAGAUCUGCCAGCUAGCUGGAGGACAUUUCCCUGCGAUGGCACGACUUUUUUCGAUGCCUAACUCGAGCAGGGCGUUUCUCUCAUCGUAUAGAAAGUCGGCACACUCCAUACACUUCUGCAACGAGCGGGAAAAGAGGUGACACUCAAUGCAUUAUUAUGAAAACAACCUUGCCAAGUUAUGGUUUUCGGAAACCUCGCAUGGCCUAUUAAUUUACUCAAUGCGUUAUUAUGAAAACAACCUUGCCAGGUUAUGGUUUUCGGCAACCUCGCAUGGCGUAUUCAUCUACUCUACCCACUGCCGUGGGGAGGAGGGGAAUCCAUACUGUCGGCUAGUUCAGAUCGCCGAAGGACACUUAGCAACCAUGACGGCGUCGAGCCAAAAAUGACGGACACAGGCAUGGCUCCCGCGGGGAAUCUCGAGACGGUGGUCCUUGGUGUCAGCCUGACACCCAGCAUGCGAAGGGUGGAUAAGGAUAUUUAGUAUCAAAAGAAAUAGAGGGAAAGAAGAAGAAGAAAAGAGAAGAGGACACUCUAAUUCCCAGUCAUGCACUGCCGCUAUGGUGCAUAUAUCGGACAGUCCAUAACGAAAUUUUGGACUUUGUCGUCAGCUUGGUCGCACUGGCAGUUGCUUGACUGGGCAAGGCGCCGGUCUUGAAGAUAAGACCGGAAUCGCCCAUGCACUGUCAGGACCUGCGACAUCCAGUGGUCGCACUCGACCCACUUAGCGUCCAGGUGCGCCGUAGUAUCGAUGAAGAACGCAAAGACGCUCCUCGCGGUUGAAGCCUACUCAAACCCACUCCUCCAGAGAUUUCCUAUCUCUGCCUUUAUAUCCUCGACGGCCGCAAUCGGACGACCUUUGUCGAUAACGCGCGGAUUCGCGGAGUCUACUUCUACGGUACCUAUUCUAACCGGAAUGCCUUUCUCGGUGUGGUAGCGCACUGCUCUUUCGCUCAAUAAAAGAUCCAUAGGAAGAACUCCCGCCGCUGCGCAGAGUCCUCCGUGCGAAGCCGUCCUAUACGCGCCAGUAACUGUCAGCAGCGUGCUCCUCUGUGCGGUACGGAGCUGCUUCCUCCACUCGUAUGGUGUGCACCGGUCCACUUACCCUUGAGCUGCAUAUGACACGACAGUCUGAAAAACGCCCUUGAAAAUUUAAGAAGCAAUUAACUUUGAAACUUAGGAUGGGAAAAAAUGGUGGUAAAACCAUGAACUGGGUUGCGGAGGUAUCUCCAUACAUUAGGAAUAAAAUGUUAGCUAAACAGCGCCUCAAUAUUCAAUAGAGCGCUUGUAGAAUCCGUGACUCCCUUCAGGGCACGCGAUGCUUUAAAUGACAAGACUUCAGCCACUUGGCAAAGCAUUGCGAAACCGAAUCGUGUUGCUCUAUUUGUGCAACCGUGGGACAGAAGAGGCCUGCGUGCCCAAAUAAACAAAAUGUGCAGAAACACCAAUGUGUGAACUGACACCAAUUAAAGAAGCUGCAUAAUCAUGUAGCCAGACACAAGGACUGCCCAUCACACAAGCAGGCCUUGGAAAGACUAGUCGAAUGAAUAGAUUACGGACAAUAGAUAGUCUAAAAAUUUACAGGUCGUGGGCUUGAAAGUAGUGCAACUAAACUGCAGAAGAGCAAGAAAAGUCAUGGCUGAAAUCCGGCAAAUAGCCGUGACAAAAGGUGUAUCGUUUGAGAGAUACUUCCGAAAAGAAUGUAUUUGGCUUAUUAUGAAUUGUACAAUUUCACAGUGGACUGUAUUGAACGGUUAAUUGUAACUAACUAAAAAUGAGCAAGUCGUAGCUUUUAUAUCGAGCAAGAAAUGCUGUGAUUGGCUCGGUAUUGUAAUAUUGGGGAAUUCCCGGAAUCACUAAAUAUUAGAAAUAUAAUACUAUACAGGGUGUCCCAGAAUUGAACGUCCAGACUUUAAACGUAAGUUAGGGGUGAAAUUCUGGAUCGAAAAGUCCUGAGCGACUUUUUGAUCAGACGCACCCUCUUCAACUUAUUCAGGGUUGAAGUUGGACGAAUCAGGGGCGUGGGACAACCGCUCGCACGACGGUGAGGAAAACAUGCGAGUGUGGUGGUGUCCCCACCAUACCGUACUACUCCCCUGAAGCGGCAGAAAGAGAUGACUGGCGGCGGUGGGUAAGAGACAGGGGAGGGAAAUGAAAAAAAUGAAUCGCUAUAGUAAACCCUAUAGCGAUCUAACUAACCGAACUCAGGUCAUUGAGCAGGUAAUACACCUCAGUAAAGCGCUACGCAAAGCCUCUAACGCAUCCAUACCUAUUCGGAAUAGUCGAGCCAGGAAGGUUCCAUGGUGGAAUCCUGACCUCGCCAGACCGAAAAAAGGGGCAUACAGGGCUAGAGGGAAACUUCAAAGAAACAAAGAUCCUACAAAGAGCACAGAAACUCGAAGAAUACAGAAGGGAGAAAUGCAUCUACACUGAAAACAUUUUUGAAGCACGUACAAGUAAAUGGAAACAAUUCGUCACCCUUAACGGGAACGAAAAUCCAUGGAGUUUUGUGUACAAACUCCAAACAGGGAAAAUCAAGAGCAAAGAUGUAAUAAAUAACAUAAAGUAUGACAAUGAGUACACUACUGACUGGCAAGCCACGGCCAAUGCCAUGAUGAAUAAGCUGUCUCGGGAAGACUGCGAGGACGGAGAGACAGAGGGCCAUAGGUGGGUGCGGGACCUGAACAGGCAAACACCAGAAGGCGAAAUGAGGCUCUUCACCAAGGAACAGCUAACUGCAUGCAUAAACAAGAUGAAGUUCAAAAAGGCUCAGGGCC